Suhomyces tanzawaensis NRRL Y-17324 is the source of this 453-nucleotide messenger RNA. RefSeq lists its product as uncharacterized. The coding region runs from base 1 to 453 and encodes 150 amino acids. Lineage: Eukaryota; Fungi; Ascomycota; Pichiomycetes; Serinales; Debaryomycetaceae. The record is from RefSeq and is a predicted model, not a curated record. Gene Ontology annotation, cellular component: Vps55/Vps68 complex; endosome. Gene Ontology annotation, biological process: late endosome to vacuole transport via multivesicular body sorting pathway. The transcript has a single exon.
AUGAAUUCCACGGCGUCGUUCAAGUCCAAUCCCCUCAACAAGAUCAUAGGCCUCUCGGUCAUCCUCUCCAUGGGGUUCCUCCUCGUGAUUCUCGCGGGAAUCUACGGCAAUUGGUUUCCCAUCAUCAUCGGCAUCCUCUUCGCCGUAGCACACUUGCCCAUAGCCAUCACGGGAGCGCUAGCCUCCUCGUCAGACUACGAUUUCAACUUUGAUCCCUCCAACCCUUCGGCCACAGGUGCUCUCCAGGAGAUUGGCCUCUUUACCUCUGCAUUUCUCCUCUUGCUGGGCCUCGCGUUGCCAGUGCUCUUGCACCACUCACGGAUUCUCACCAAGACUGCCACUGUGCUAACCAUUGUGGGAGGAGGCUUGAUCUACGGCACGGUGGUGACGUUCUCGCGGUUUUUCGAUGAGCCCCAAGACGAGGUCGACGACCUUGGCGGUGGGGUUAUCUAG